Messenger RNA from Dipodomys ordii (Ord's kangaroo rat), 546 nucleotides. RefSeq names its product zinc finger protein 268 (gene Znf268). The coding region runs from base 104 to 439 and encodes 111 amino acids. The record is from RefSeq and is a predicted model, not a curated record. Lineage: Eukaryota; Metazoa; Chordata; Mammalia; Rodentia; Heteromyidae. The transcript has 5 exons. Gene Ontology annotation, biological process: regulation of DNA-templated transcription.
UGCGUUCGGGAGGCGCGUGCCCACGGGAGGCGUGUGCCCCUGGCCGCCCCUCACCCCUCGCGUCCCGGCGUUGCCACGGACUCUCCUGCCAUUCAAGGAAGGCAUGGAACCUGUGUUGCUGUCUGCCUAUUCCCAGACAUUAGUGACCUUCAGGGAUGUGCUGGUGGAUUUUACCGAGGAAGAAUGGAAGCUUCUGGAUGCUGCUCAGCAGUUCAUAUAUAAAGAUGUGAUGUUGGAGAAUUACAAGAAUCUGGUUUUCUUGAGGUUUCACCUUCCUAAGCCAGAUGUGAUUCAUUGUUUGGAGAAAGGGGAAGAGCCCUGGCUGGUGGAGAGAAGGAUUUACCGUGAGACCCAACCAGUUAAGGACCUGAGGAUUGCUAACUCUGAAGGGAAUCUUCACAAACCCAUACCAGCCAUCAGUGAUACUACCAAGUUCUGAUGAAUGAAAAAGCAGCAGACAAGUGGAGAGAGUACCUUGUGCCUUUUAACCUUGCCCCUUCCACUGCCACACAGUCCAUCGGCUGGGACGCGCAGCAGAGCAGGUGA